Didymodactylos carnosus is the source of this 357-nucleotide messenger RNA. NCBI's taxonomy places the organism in Eukaryota, Metazoa, Rotifera, Eurotatoria, Philodinida, Philodinidae. The record is from the annotation of a GenBank genome assembly.
AUGACCGAAAGGAGACUGUUAGCUAGUCAAGUCGUAUACGUCUAUCUGCUUGUAUAUGCUUGUGGUGAUUUACAAAGUCGUUUGAAAGUACGAAAAGUAUUGGGUGUUGGGGAAUGUGGUGACAAUGGAAGUAUUUAUAGCUCAAAAAUUAGCCAAAUAUUAGGACAUAGUGAUCAUUUGAUGUAUUAUAUGCCAAAUGGACUUAUAUUAUGGUUAACGAUUAUGACAAUUGUAUUUGGUUUACUUUGUAUAUCUGCUGCAUUCUUUCCUCGACUGUUAUUUUUAUUAUUACCUGGUAUAGAAAAAGGAACAACCAACAUUCAUUUGGCAUUGUGUUAUGGAAGUACGAAAACGUAG